UCCCAUGCAGUUUAUCCAGUGCAAGCCAUGAAGAGUCCCUUGAAAUUGCUGCAAGGGAUUUAAUGCUCCCUAAUGCAACUACUGCAAGAUUCUUUCUCUUCUAGGGAGAUAGGUCCAUACCAGAUUGAUUCCAUCAGGAUUCUUUGCAUAAAUGGAAAAUAGACCAGUGACUCGCAUUGAACACUACCUCCUUUCUUUCCACAGGAGACACAUCUGAAACAAAAACUAAGUACCAAUGCAAUUCCAAGUGAUGGGCAGACAACCAUCCUGUAAAGGUCAUAGCUAUAAUCUUCACUGAUACUCCUCUAAGGCCAAGAUCUGAGACUGAUUUAUCCAAAUACUUCUAAAGGCAAAGCCUUCAAGCUAUGAAAGAGUGCAUAUAAUACAAUUCCCAGGGAAUACAGCUUGCAAUGACCUUGCUCGUGUUGCAGAGGCCAGGAUCUGCUGACAGGUGCAUCGUGGUAUGAUGGAGACUGUAGCACAAGUGAAUGCUGGUGGUAGCGUCUGUCAUCUGCUGUCAUACCGAGAGAUACGGAUAUGGUGGAUGGGUACAGCUGGAUCAUCACUGCAAGGGACAGGCAAGGAUGAUGAAGGAUGGAAAGGUUUUUAGAGUUAUUCAAGAGAACUGCUGGGAUCCAGAAGUACGGAUUAAGGAGAUGGACCUCUCAGGAGUCACAGUCCAAGUCCUUUCCACAGUCCCUGUAAUGUUCAGCUACUGGGCCAAACCUCAGGAUACUUUAGAUCUAUCCCAGAUAUUAAAUAAUGACUUAGCUGCUACAGUAAAAAAGUACCCCAAGAGGUUUAUUGGCUUGGGUACGUUACCUUUGCAAGCUCCAGACCUGGCUGUGAAGGAAAUGCAUCGGUGUGUGAAUGAACUUGGCUUUCCUGGAGUACAAAUAGGAUCUCAUGUCAACGACUGGGACCUGAAUGCACCAGAACUGUAUGAUAUUUAUGCUGCUGCUGAACGAUUAAAUUGCUGUCUUUUUGUACAUCCCUGGGACAUGCAACUAGAUGGAAGGAUGUCCAAGUACUGGUUUCCGUGGCUGAUAGGCAUGCCAGCAGAAACAACCAUGGCAAUUUGCUCCAUGAUUAUGGGAGGAAUUUUUGAAAAAUUUCCUAAGCUGAAAGUUUGCUUUGCACACGGAGGUGGAGCUUUUCCAUACACAGUGGGGCGAAUCUCCCAUGGAUUCAACAUGCGCCCUGAUUUGUGUGCAGUGGAUAAUAAGGUGGAUCCAAGAAAAUACCUUGGUUCAUUUUACACAGACUCUCUUGUCCAUGAUAGCGGUGCACUAAGGCUUCUAACAAGUGUAAUAGGAGAGGACAAAGUUAUUUUAGGGACAGAUUACCCUUUUCCACUGGGGGAACUGGAACCUGGAAAACUGAUUGACUCCAUGGAAGAUUUUGACCAUAAGCUGAAGGAUAAACUCAAGGCUGGCAAUGCUCUGGAAUUUUUGGGUCUUAGCAGAAAACAAUUUGAAUGAUUAUGAAGAUAUUAAAAAGACCAAACUUCAGAUAAAACAUUGACUCCUUAGGGAUACUUCAACUCUGCAUGUGCAAUUGUACUGUGAAAAAUAAAUUUGACAAGUACA
Molecule: messenger RNA, 1589 nt
Organism: Oxyura jamaicensis (ruddy duck)
Lineage: Eukaryota; Metazoa; Chordata; Aves; Anseriformes; Anatidae
Gene: ACMSD
Product: aminocarboxymuconate semialdehyde decarboxylase
Exons: 13
Coding region: 489-1481 (330 amino acids)
Biological process (GO): secondary metabolic process
Cellular component (GO): cytoplasm; cytosol
Molecular function (GO): carboxy-lyase activity; hydrolase activity
Source: RefSeq, a predicted model, not a curated record